Molecule: messenger RNA, 1843 nt
Organism: Suillus subalutaceus
Lineage: Eukaryota; Fungi; Basidiomycota; Agaricomycetes; Boletales; Suillaceae
Product: monosaccharide importer
Exons: 22
Coding region: 169-1779 (536 amino acids)
Biological process (GO): carbohydrate transport; transmembrane transport
Cellular component (GO): membrane
Molecular function (GO): carbohydrate:proton symporter activity
Source: RefSeq, a predicted model, not a curated record
UUUGGACAUUUUCUGACCACAUGCUCGAUAUUUGUUGAACCGAUUUGCGCACGCCAAGAGCCGAAGCGGCCUUCAUUCAAUCCCUUAAGAAAGGCCCAAGGCUAGCAUCUCUACCCCCGACGUGUCCGCCCUUCUCCACGUAGUACCGUAUCUUUUUCAAUCGCUACAAUGCCUGGGGGACCUGGAGGAUCAGGGACUGGUGUCAACACUGGUUCAUUAUUCUGGGCGAUUAUCAUGUCCGCUUUCGCAGCUUUUGGUGGUAUUCUUUUCGGAUAUGAUACUGGUACCAUUGGAGGUGUCAUUGCUAUGCCCAACUGGUUGGAAACAUUCGGUGUAUAUGACCCCAGUGUCGCGACCGCGGGUGACCUCGGUUAUUACCUUCCUACAGCACAUAAAAGUCUCGUCGUGUCAAUCCUUUCCGCGGGAACUUUCUUUGGAGCUCUACUUGCGUUUCCUAUGGCGGACAUUGUCGGGCGAAAGUGGGGCAUCGUCGCUUCUUGUGGUGUCUUCUGCCUUGGAGUGGGCUUACAGCUGGACACGCACUGGACCACUUUCGUGGUUGGACGUGUCAUUGCCGGCUUCGGUGUGGGGCUGGUCUCAUGUUUGAUUCCUAUGUAUCAGUCCGAGUGUGCACCGAAAAGCUUGCGUGGAAUGAUUGUCGGGCUUUAUCAACUUGCGAUUACUAUCGGGGCAUUGCUUGCCGCGAUCGUCCUAAAUGCCACAAAAAAUGAACUGAGCUAUACUGCUUGGAGGACUCCCAUCGCAGUACAAUUCGCAUGGGCCGCUAUUCUUAGUGGUGGCAUUGCCCUUCUUCCUGAAAGUCCGCGGUUCCUCAUGCACAAAGGCCGCGAGGAUGAAGCCAGAAGAGCAUUGGCCCGUUUCAUGACCAUGCCCCCCGAAUCUCCUGAAGUUGAACUCGAACUCGAUGAGAUUGCGACCGCUCUUGCAGCCGAUCGCGCAAUCGGGCAAGGGACGUAUAUGGAUUGUUUCAGGAACAAUGAAUCGAAAAACGGUCUCCGAACAUGGACUGGUAUUUGGUUACAAGGGUGGCAACAACUGACUGGAAUCAACUUCAUCUUCUACUACGGCACUACAUUCUUUGAAUCAGCCGGAAUCACCAACGCCUUCAUCAUCACUAUCAUUGCCGACGUCGUAAACACCGUAAUGACCAUCGUCGGUGUUCAACUGAUCGACAGAGUGGGCCGUCGGCGCCUGCUGCUCAUUGGUGCUAUUGGCAUGUGUUUUUGCGAAUUCAUCGUCGCAAUCGUCGGAGUAACAGCAGGACGGACAGACACAGCUGCUGUAAACAUACCCGCGCAGCGUGUCUUAAUCGCUUUCGUUUGCUUUUAUAUUGCAUUUUAUGCUAUCUCAUGGGGUCCAGUUGUAUGGGUUGUCACCGGAGAAAUCUUCCCUCUCAAUAUCCGUGCAAAGGCCAUGUCACUCAGCGUGGCUAGCAACUGGCUUUGGAACUUCGGUAUCGGAUACGCAACACCUUACCUUGUCGACCCUUCCACCACUGGUGUCAACGGCGUUGCAACCGCUAACCUGGGUGUUAAGGUGUUCUUCAUCUGGGGUUCGACUUGUCUCGGGUGCUUCAUCUUCACCUAUUUCUUCAUCCCCGAAGUGAAAGGACUUUCUCUCGAACAGAUUGAUCUUUUGUACCGCGAGUCUUCCGUUCUCAAAUCCGAUAGCUACCGCAGACAGAUGCUGGAAGUGGGCGAGACGUACGUCCAGAAGAAGAAGGGCGAUGGUUACGUCGAGGAGAAAGGACAGGUCUGAGAUAUAUAUUGAACAUGUAGUAUUUUACCCAGGUCGUAAUAAUUAUUUCACUACUUUCAUUGUC